AUGUCGGCCUCCAGCGCGGUGCCGUCGGCCUCGGCCACCGAGACGUCUCCCCUCCUGAGCAUCGCACGGCAGCGCUAUGCCGUUCACUCUGCCUCGGAAACCCCGGCUGCCGAUGCCGACCUGGUGGACAUCACAAACGACCGGUAUGACCUAUCCACCUUCAAAGGUCGCCUGCUUCACUUUGCCUCGGUCACCUCGCCCCUCACCCUCCUGGCGUCCACCGCCGAGCUCAAGUCGGCCCAAGAACUGGUCACCAACUACGAAUCCAAGUUCCCGACCAAUCGCACGACGGGUACCUACCUCGUGCCUCGAUCGGAGGCGGAGAAGUACUGGAAAGCGCGCCAACUGGUCGACUCGUCCGUCCACCCGGAUACAGGCGAGGUGAUUCUGUUGCCGUUCCGAAUGGCCGCCUUCGUCCCCACGAACCUGCUCGUGGUCGGGGGCAUGUUGAUGCCCAAUCCCAGUUUGGCCGGGAUCGUCUUCUGGCAGUGGAUCAAUCAAUCCCUCAACGUAGCGGUCAACUAUAGCAACGCCAACAAAUCCGUGCCGAUGAACAUGCGCGAGGUAGGACUGGCGUACGCUGCCGCUACGACGAGCGCGGUGGGAAUCGCAGUGGGCAUGUCCAGAGGCGUACCCAAGCUGCGGGUCAGUCCGGGCGUCAAGGGUGUUCUGACGAGUUUGGUGCCGUUCGUUAGUGUCGCCAGCGCCGGUAUUGUGAAUAUCAGCUGUAUGAGGUGGAAGGAGAUCAAGGAUGGAGUGCGCGUGUUUGUACGCGAUGACGAAGGUCAGAGACAGCAUGUUGGCGAUAGCAGUGUUGCUGGACGUCGCGCCGUGGCUAUGACCGCCGCAAGUAGGGUUUUGACCAACAUUCCAACACUCAUCCUGCCCCCUUUGGCCCUCAAGUUCCUCCAACGCGCCAAGGUGAUCCCGGCCAGCGGAGCCCUCACCCGCGCCAUCGAUCUGACUCUCAUCGGCACCAGUCUGCUCGUCUUCCUCCCCCCAGCCAUCGCCACCUUCCCCCAGGUCGCCCGCAUCAACCCCAUGCUCCUCGAGGAGCGAUUCCACAACUUGAAGGACGCUAAUGGAAACCCCGUCACAGAGGUCGAGUUCAACAAGGGUCUCUAG
This is a messenger RNA of Kalmanozyma brasiliensis GHG001, 1125 nucleotides long. RefSeq names its product Tricarboxylate/iron carrier. NCBI's taxonomy places the organism in Eukaryota, Fungi, Basidiomycota, Ustilaginomycetes, Ustilaginales. The record is from RefSeq and is a predicted model, not a curated record. Bases 1 to 1125 code for a protein of 374 amino acids. Gene Ontology annotation, molecular function: monoatomic ion transmembrane transporter activity. Gene Ontology annotation, biological process: monoatomic ion transport; mitochondrial transmembrane transport. Gene Ontology annotation, cellular component: mitochondrial inner membrane. The transcript has 2 exons.